AUGACUGUUGUGAGUGGUGAUUCUCAUGGCCGCAUCACGUUUUGGGAUAGCAAAUUUGGAACUGAAUUACAGUGCAUCUGGACUCAUAAAGCAGAUGUUCUUUGUUUGGCUGUUAACAGGGAUGAAAACCUUGUCGUCGGCAGUGGUGUGGAUGCCUCGAUUGUAUAUAUUACAAACAUGAAUUCAGAUUCUGCACCCCACCACAAACGGGCCAAAGGCAAACAUGGAGGAAUUGUCUCGGGAAAAUCACAUGACAUGUGGACAAGGUCAAGUGUUCUGCAUUUCCACUUCCAUGAUAUCCGAGACGCUUUAUUUGUUGGGAAUCAGCUGGUUCUUGGAAGUAUGGAUACGAACCUUACAGUUGUGACGUCCCCAACAAGGUUUAUGAAAAUUAGUGGACUGCCACAUAAACAACUUGUACACACGGCCAAGGAUGCAAAUGUUCUGCUCUUACAAUACCCAACUUACCUUGAAGUGUGGAAAUUGGGACAUAGUUCUGUAGAAAGAGUUGGAACUGAGAAAGAAAUCCUUCCUCUGGAUUCUCAUCCUGUCAAACAGAUUCAAAUUGCAAGCAAAAACAACAAAGCCAUUGUUUGUUCAACGAUUUCCAACAAUGCUAAACUGUUGGCAUAUUCCACUGUGGACCAGUCACGGAUAUAUUGCAUUAAACUGCCUGCAGAUCAGAGUAAAUCGGAAAAACCAUCAGUCGAGCGGUUAGCAGAUUUCUCAAAUGAGCUCCCUCCUGCUCAUCAAAUGAUCUUCACCCCUGACGGCACUAAAUUCAUUCUAGCCACAGAUGUUGGCACAUUGCAGAUUCACAAUUUCAAGCAAAAUGAAGUGACAUGUAUUAAUCCGGCUAAAGGAAUUACAGAUUCUAUCCAUUUACUCGAAGUCAGUUCUGACGGUCAAUAUGUGGCAACUGGUAAUGGGAGCGGAGAAGUUCAUGUUUUUGCUACAAUGUCAGGGGAGCAUGUGACAACGGUGCCAGUACGUAAAUAUCUACCCACAGCAAUAAGCUUUCAUCCAAAUAAACCAGUGUUAUUCCUUGCUUACAGUGAUCUGGAGCCCUUCCCAGAUCGAAGUAUCAAAUACAAGAGAUUUGGAGUUCAGGGGCCACAGAGCGAGUUACAUGCCUUUCAUAUCACUGGAAAAUUCAAGUUCAUUCUUGGACUGAAGGCACUGAGUGAUGGACAGCUUGUUCUUGUAGAAAGGACACCAAAAGCAAUAAAGGAUGAUUUACCACCCGUAUUGAAGAUGAAAAAAUUUGGGUCAUCUUAA
Messenger RNA from Acanthosepion pharaonis, 1278 nucleotides. The record is from the annotation of a GenBank genome assembly. Lineage: Eukaryota; Metazoa; Mollusca; Cephalopoda; Sepiida; Sepiidae.